AUGGCAGGGAGAAGGUCGAGGCUCUGUCUCUCCAAAGGCAGAGACAAUGGUGGUUCUGGCUCUUCCGGCACCUCGCGGGUGGUUCGCAAGGGCCACUUCGCGGUGUACACACGGGAGGGGCGGCGGUUUGUGGUGCCGAUAGCGUACCUGAAGAGCAACAUCUUCCAGGAGUUGUUCCGGAUGUCGGAGGAGGAAUACGGGGUGCCGGUCGGCGACCGCCCCAUCACGCUGCCGUGUGACGCGGCCUUCAUGGAGCAUGUCGUGGCCUCGCUCAGGGACGGGCGCUGGAAGAAGCCGUGCGCCGCUCCAUUUUUCCUAACCAGAGCCUGA
Molecule: messenger RNA, 330 nt
Organism: Musa acuminata AAA Group (dessert banana)
Lineage: Eukaryota; Viridiplantae; Streptophyta; Magnoliopsida; Zingiberales; Musaceae
Product: auxin-responsive protein SAUR36-like
Exons: 1
Coding region: 1-330 (109 amino acids)
Biological process (GO): response to auxin
Source: RefSeq, a predicted model, not a curated record